AUGGCAGAUCAGAAGAUAGCUCCCGUGAUUCCAGAGUCCCAGCCUUCAAACAUUGUUGAGAAAGUGGAGGUCGUUGCUGCAAGAGAAUCGGACCUAGAUGAGGAUCAGGACGAAAAGCUGAAUACGCCUGACAGGGAAGAGCCAAAUGAACUGGAAAAGGCUACACUUAGGCAUGUCAGCGAUAAACUGAGCUUGUCCGUUUGGCUGGUUGCUAUCAUCGAGUUUUGUGAACGAUUUGCCUAUUAUGGGUUGAGUGCUCUGCUGCAGAAUUACGUCCAAAGGCCCUUAGAUGGAAGCCUGGGACGUGGAGCCCUGGGUCUCGGUCACAGAGGCGCCACUGCGUUAACGACGUUUUUCCAGUUCUGGUGCUACAUCACUCCUGUUCUUGGGGCCAUUAUUGCGGAUCAAUAUUUGGGAAAGUACAAGACACUCAUUUUAUUUUGCGGCAUCUAUCUCCUAGGUCUGGUGAUCCUACUUUUGACUUCGUUGCCCAUCGCCUUGCAAAAUGGGGCCGGUCUUGGUGGCUUUAUUGCUGCAGUAAUUGCAAUUGGACUUGGAACUGGUGGUAUCAAGUCCAACGUGUCUCCUUUGAUUGCAGACCAGUAUACCCGAAGAAAAAUGGCAGUAUCUACCACAGAAAAAGGUGAACGUGUGAUUUUGGACCCUGCUGUCACGAUUCAGCGCAUCUACAUGAUAUUUUAUUGCUGUAUCAACUUAGGAUGCCUUUCCAUGCUUGCUACUCCUUUCAUGGAGAGAGACGUUGGAUUUUGGUCAGCAUAUCUCAUGUGCACAAUUGUUUUCUGCCUUGGAAUUGCGAUUUUGGUCGCUGGCAGGAAGAUAUAUGUCAUCAAGCCACCACAUGGUACCAUUAUUACAGACGCUUUCAAGGCCAUCUGGAUGAUGAUUAAGGCUCGAAACAUGGAUGCUGCUAAACCAACUUAUCAGGCUAGCCUCAGUGCUGGUGGGAGUUCUGUGACGUGGGAUGACCACUUUGUUGAGGAAUUGAAACGUGCCCUCGUUGCCUGCAAAGUCUUCACUUUCUUCCCUAUUUUUUGGGUGGUGUACGGCCAAUUCGCUUCCAAUUUUGUCAGUCAAGCGGGUCAAAUGGCGGGUCACGGCAUCCCAAACAACUUUAUGCAAACCUUUGAUCCCAUUGCAAUCAUCAUCGCUAUCCCGGUUCUCGACAGAGUGGUGUACCCUAUUUUGCGAAAAUACCACAUCGAGUUCCGACCAAUUACCCGGAUUACUCUUGGUUUCCUUGUCGUUUCCCUUGCCAUGAUGUAUGCGGCUAUUGUUCAGCACAUGAUCUACUCAGCCGGGCCAUGCUAUGAAAGACCUCUGUGUGAACUUUCCAUUGUCAAUGGCGUCAAACACGGUAACGAUGUACACAUUGCUAUUCAAGCGCCAGCAUAUAUGUUCAUUGGUAUUGGUGAAGUCUUCCUUAGCGUGACUGGUUUGGAGUAUGCUUAUACGAAAGCACCAGAGAGGUUGAAGAGUUUUGUUUCUAGCUUGUUUCUCCUCACAAGCGCAUUCGGUGCUGCACUUGGAUUGGCACUUAGCCCAGUGGCGUAUGACCCGGCCAUCAAAUGGAUGUUUGUCGGGCUGUGCAUUACUAGUGUGGUUACUGCGGGCAUUUUCUGGCUCUUGUUCCGUGGGCUCAAUAAGGAAGAAGACAAGAUGAAUUCGUUGGAUAAAAAUUAUACUGGGGAGGAUAGUUCAUGA
This is a messenger RNA of Ophidiomyces ophidiicola, 1722 nucleotides long. RefSeq names its product peptide transporter ptr2. Gene Ontology annotation, cellular component: plasma membrane; fungal-type vacuole. The record is from RefSeq and is a predicted model, not a curated record. Gene Ontology annotation, biological process: transmembrane transport. Gene Ontology annotation, molecular function: tripeptide transmembrane transporter activity; dipeptide transmembrane transporter activity. Bases 1 to 1722 code for a protein of 573 amino acids. The transcript has 5 exons. Lineage: Eukaryota; Fungi; Ascomycota; Eurotiomycetes; Onygenales; Onygenaceae.